AUGCCCAACACUCGCAAUUAUCAGUCCGUACGAGAGGGUAAAUUAACGAUAUCCUCCCAAUGGGAUGUUCCACAGAGCAGAGAGGGGGGGAGGGGGGAGAUUAAUACCUCGCGCCGUGUUCCCAACCCACAGGCCAAGCCGAUGCUGGGCCUUUCUGGGCGUGGAUUGGCCACGCUAUGGGGUCAUUCAGUCCUACUUUCUGCUAGACUUCCGGAUCGAAGGGGCACGGAGAGUUGCAAAAUUUGGGGGCCAUCGGCUGGUCCCCUGCAGCUGAACGGGAUUAUUGGCUGUCCGCAAUAG
Messenger RNA from Histoplasma capsulatum G186AR, 300 nucleotides. RefSeq lists its product as uncharacterized. The transcript is spliced from 2 exons. NCBI's taxonomy places the organism in Eukaryota, Fungi, Ascomycota, Eurotiomycetes, Onygenales, Ajellomycetaceae. The coding region runs from base 1 to 300 and encodes 99 amino acids. The record is from RefSeq and is a predicted model, not a curated record.